ACUGCACAGACCUUUACUUAUUUGUAAGGAAGCGUAAUAAGGCAAGUGGCAUGAUGGCUAAAGGAGCCGAUAAUGAGAUAUGGAAUCUUUCAUCUCCAGCCUCACAAUCUCUCAGUGAUGAAGGAACCAUGGGGAGUAAGGAACCCAGCAAAUGCUUGCUUACAGCCUCUGAAAGCGAAGUUGAUCCAGCAACAUCACUUGCCUUAGAGAUGAAAUACGCACUGGAUCCCAACCGGCAGAUCAAGAAAAGAAACAAAGCCCUGCAGGUGAGAUUCAAAGACAUCUGUGAGGCUCAGAAUGAGCAGAGGGACAAACAGCUCUCUACCUUACAGCAAACUGACAAAAAGGAAGCAAAGCCCAUCUCUUACAGAGCAGCUUACCGGAAAUAUAUGACAGUGCCUGCCCGGAGAUCAAUCCCUAAUGUUACUAAAAGUACAGGAGUUCAGACUUCACCUGAACUUAAAAAGUGUUACCAGACAUUCCCUUUGGACCGGAAAAAGGGAAGUAUCAUCAAAAGCAUAGCUUCUGUUGACACUUUUCCAAGUCAAAACAAUGGAUUCCUAAUAGAUGUUAAAGAUAAAGAUGGCAAAAUCUCAGGGGAGGUUGCUCAGUGUAGCAAGAAAGUCACGGGAUUUGUGACAGCUGAGUUUAUUUCACAUACUAAUGAACGCAUGAAUUUAAUAGAGCAGCCUUCUAGUGACAACUGUUCGGAGACAUGUAGAAGCACUGAUUUGCACAGCUGUACUAAAGAACCUCCUUCUCUUCAAAACUCAGCAGCUUCUGUUUUAGAAGAGCCUGGUUACCAGCUGCAUGACAAAGCAAAAUACCAUCCUGGGCCGUUGGGGAACGAGGAGGCUAAUCCAUCUACUCAUGGGAAAGUGUUCAAGACAGAAGUAGCUUCUGUCUACUUGCCUGCAUCCAGUUCACACGUCUCACAGACUGACCUGCAAAAUUCUGCAGCAGCAGGGAAUGACUGGUCUCUGUGUCCAACCGAGGAGGACAAAAAAAGAACAGUGCAUCUUAAUGGUCUGCAAUCACAAGCCGUAAGUGCAGCUCAGGCCUGUCCGACGCAGGCACAGUGCCAAUCAACCGAAUGUAAUGAACAGACCCUUCAGAUACAUGUUUCACCUAUGGAAGGAAAACAGCCUUGUCAGACAGCAGUUGCUGUGAGUGAAGGAUGUCAACAAAUUGUGCCUCACACAGAAGUGGUAGACUUGAAAGCACAGCUACAGAUGAUGGAGAACUUGAUCAGCUCAAGUCAGGAAACCAUAAAGGUCUUGUUGGGUGUUAUUCAGGAGCUGGAAAAAGGAGAAGCUCACAGAGAAGGAUAUUGUUCCAUGGGGAAAAACCUUAUGUCGAAAUCGGACCUUGACUAUGUAAUGAAAGCUUCUUCUCAUUUGUUGAGACUUGACCCAUUAAAGCUUUCAUAUCGGACUGGUCAAGACACAUCUAACUGUGACACAUGCAGGAACAGUGCAUGUAUAAUCUAUAGUGUGGAAUUAGAUUUUAAGCAGCAAGAAGACAAACUACAGCCAGUGCUGAGAAAACUUCAUCCUAUUGAGGAAACUCAGGUUGCACCUUUGCCUUAUUCCCAGGAGAGUUACUCCUCAACUCCCAAGCAAAAAUCCAAAACUGAAUCAAAAAAGCAUGGAAGAUGGAAACUCUGGUUUCUUUAACUAAAUCCGUAAUAUAUGGAAUUUAAGGCCUUCUUCGAAAAACACAUCCACACAAA
Elgaria multicarinata webbii is the source of this 1732-nucleotide messenger RNA. It is a transcript of the gene INSYN2A, whose product is annotated as inhibitory synaptic factor 2A. Gene Ontology annotation, biological process: inhibitory postsynaptic potential. Gene Ontology annotation, cellular component: postsynaptic density. Bases 51 to 1676 code for a protein of 541 amino acids. The record is from RefSeq and is a predicted model, not a curated record. The transcript is spliced from 6 exons. Lineage: Eukaryota; Metazoa; Chordata; Lepidosauria; Squamata; Anguidae.